AUGCUCAUUUUAUGGAACUAUCCUAAGGCUUAUCCCGGGCAAGAGAGUGAUGCGGCCAGCUUGUUUAGCGAAUCAGCUACCGUGAGCAAACUGGUCCAAGGCUCUGAUCAUGAGUCCCAGGUGUCCAGUCAGUCACAUGGUGCCAGCAGCGGGAUCCCCACACAUGCACUGCCAGAUGCUGACAGGGUUCUGAUCAGCCUCCGACCUUCUGUCCGAAAGACCAAGGACAAGGCAGAGUUGGAGCAGCUGACAGAACAGCCCACCUCCACCCCCUCAGCUGCCAGUGUGGUUACUGGUACACCCCAGGUAUCUACUGAUGAGGAGUCGUCUAGUGAUGAGGAGUCCAGUGAUGAGGACACUAGUGAUGAGGAGUCUAGUGAUGAGGACACUAGUGAUGAGGACACUAGUGAUGAGGACACUCAAAAACCAUCCAGGCUUCACCAUGGAGACCACACAGGCGAGACCACUGACAGCACUCCCGUCCCUUUACCAGAGUCUGCCAGACACGAGGGCUUUGUGCUGUACAGAGACAGCCUGGGAGAGUGGUUCCGCUUCCUGGCUUCGGAUGAUCACAUCCUGGAGAGGCUGUUCAGUGGUGGUGAGGAGUUGCACAGGCUGUACUGCCGCACUGGGGCAGUCGACAGACAAGCAACCCUACCGGUCGGGCGACUGCGCGCCAUUGACGGCCUGCGGGUGUAUGGCCUGACGGACUUAGAACUGUUGGAUGUCAUAAACACCUCAGUGGAUCCCGUUUUCGACAUCGGUCCAGAGAUCCAAAUGGUCAGACCGACCACUCUGCAGAGCCUGAUCAGUGAGCCGGUACCCAGUGACCAUGAGGAGACAAGUGAUGAUGAGGAGUCUAGUGAUGAGGACUCUAGUGAUGAGGACUCUAGUGAUGAGGACACUAGUGAUGAGGAGGAGUCCAGUGAUUGCAGUGAAGAAGAUGAGGAGGAGACACGGGAGAACGGCGACACUCAGCAGCAGGUCGGCCCUGUCAGGAAGCGGGGACGUCUGGCCACUUUCUUCUCACGCUGCCGCAAGGCUUUCACUUCAUGCUGGCGCCGCCGCUGAAUAUCCAGCAUUGACCUUCUCUAUUGAUAACAAUGAGCUAGAGCCUAUAUUUAUCAAAGGAUAUUCUUAUGAAAUCAGAAGGCUCUGAGUGAAUCAUUGUCAAAGUGGACUAUAUUUUGUACAAAAUAAAUUAUAUUUGUAUGGACAUUUUGUAGUAGAAGAAGACACAGAAUGUCAGUUUAAGCCGUUUUCACAAAUAUUGUGUGUGACACUUCCUAAUACAGUGUUGGAAAGGCUAGUACUGGUAUGUCUAACGAUGCAAGUACAUGUCUUGUGAAGUGUAUUGCAUACAGGACUGUGUUGUAAACACAAGAUUGAGAGCACAAUACAUGCCAUCUGAAGUGCAUAGUGAGCUGUAUUGUAUUUCUUGCACUGUGGUAUGACUGAUAUGGCAUGCAACUGCAUGCAAAAUAAAAAUUAAAUGUGGA
This is a messenger RNA of Branchiostoma belcheri (Belcher's lancelet), 1499 nucleotides long. RefSeq lists its product as uncharacterized. The record is from RefSeq and is a predicted model, not a curated record. NCBI's taxonomy places the organism in Eukaryota, Metazoa, Chordata, Leptocardii, Amphioxiformes, Branchiostomatidae. The transcript has 4 exons. The coding region runs from base 1 to 1071 and encodes 356 amino acids.